This is a messenger RNA of Hyaloperonospora brassicae, 489 nucleotides long. The record is from the annotation of a GenBank genome assembly. NCBI's taxonomy places the organism in Eukaryota, Oomycota, Peronosporomycetes, Peronosporales, Peronosporaceae.
AUGUCCUUGUCGUGGUCGUACCACAACUGCGUUGCUGAGGCUGACGAGUACCUCUCUGCUGCUUCCGUGAGUGACGACGAACCGGGACUGGCGCUGCAAUGGGACGAGCACGCACUGUUGCACUUCGUCGAUGCAGCAAAUGCAGUCGACCUUAGCGUGGCCAUGCCAAGCUGGUUGUCGCAGCCUCGGGGCAGCAUCACGUCCGACUCGAUCGUUGACGACAUGAUGGCGUUCUUGGCGACAAAAGCGGGCGGGCGGUUCGGCCGCGUGCUCCUGGCGCCCAAUAGCGUCGUCCAGUUUGGCCAGCUCUGUGGCAUGUUUGCGUACAUUGAAAACGACGCGUUUAUGCGCGCAGCAGCUGAUGCAGCUGGUACGAGUGACGGCACGACACUGGCCAAGAUCUUUUGCGUGACGACGUGCAGCGUGUCGACUGCCGUGCCCAUGGAGUUUCCGCCACGCGAGAACCCAUGUCGACGUCUAUUUGCAUGA